GUUCAGGUACCUCUGCUUCCCUGGACCUGUUUGCAGAGGAUCAAAAUCUCCCCUUAUUUCAUUUUACCACGUGGAUUAUUUAAUUAUUUUUUGCUGCUGACGAAUUGUUGCAGGAGCAGCAACGAAGAACAAAUCUGACGGCCACCGACAGCCCUGAUUCUCUGUCUCUCUCUCUCUCCCUCCACAAAUCAUGCCUUCGGAGUAAAGAGAGACGAAGCCCUAGGGUUCGAAUUUGAUAGCAAUUUCAUUUCGCAGAAGCACCGGAUGAUCAGGAUUUUGGCCUCAAGGUUCAUAGAUUUGACGACACUUUUGAUUUGGUUAAUGUUUUGUGAAUCUUCAAUUGUUAUUCGUAAAUUUAGAGAGAAGACAACGAUUGAAUUUCUCUGUUUUCUUUGUUUCUUCGAUUAGAGCCAUGAUUGAUGAUCGGUUGUUUGACGAUUCUGUUUUUAGAGAAUAAGAUUCUAGCUCGAGUUUUAGCUCUGUUCCUUCGAGUUUCGUUGAGAUUUUGAUCUGCUGAUGGUCAUUGAUGUUUGAUUUAUGAGAAAAGAUCAACUCUUGGGUUUCUCUGGACUUCUACAUUUGUUUUUCCACAGUUUUUUUUGUUUUUGACUUUUCCUCUUUUCAUUCGUACCGUCUUAUAUUGACUGACGCUAUUUCUGUUGAAGGCGCGUUUUCUUAUGUGGGAAAAUACGGGUGAAAGAUACUUGUUUUUCUGGGUACGGAUUCAUGCAUUCAUGUACCGUGUGCUUGAAAACUGCUUUUGAUUCAUUGAAUUCGGAGUAUGUUUGAGGACUGUAAUUACCAAUACCGUGUGUUCCAAGACUCAGUUGUAUCUCGGAUACCAUUAUUAACCCCCUCCCCUUUACCCUUUUCCUGUCAAAAAAGGAGACGAAUAAUGAACAUAUAUUUGUAAAGCUUGAUCUGCUUAUAUUAACCGUGACAAGAAAAUUGUGGCAAAACGACUAAUCAAGUCACCUAAAUCAGCUACUCAUUCAUGGCCAUAUAGGAACUGUUCGCAUUUUUUUUCUGCGAGUCAUUGGCCUGAAAUUUUUCUUUUGUUGUCAAUUUGGAUGAUUUCCUGGUGAAAAUAUGGCUGUGGGGUUUACUAAUCUUUCUCGGUGGCUGUGGAGUGGGAAACACCCAGAGCCCAAAAUCUCCAAUGGGUCUUCUUUAAAUUCCUCUGCUGAAACGGGCUUAUGGGAUCUGGAUACUUUGAAAUUUCCUCUGGUCAAGAGAGGCAAUGUGCCCCCGUCAACUAGAAGGAUUAAGCGGAAAUGGCAGAGUCGUGAAGACCGGAAAAUUGACAGGGAAUAUGAUGUUGUUGUCGUACCCUCUGAUGGUGAGUGUAUAUCGGGGUCUGAAUCUGACGAUUCAGAUUGGUCAAUUGGAUGGUUGGAGCCUCAUGGACCUGGAUUCCAGAGUGAUGAUGAAAUGGAUAGCAGUUUUGCUGUGCUAGUUCCGUGCUAUGGGCAUAGUCGGAAGGAUUUGGUGGAGGACUCGAAGAACAACAUUUUAAAUGCCAUUGGGUUUAUCCCAGAUAGUUAUCCUGCUGAGAGCAAAAGGUAUUUAGAGCACUGGCUCUCUUCUUUUCAGCGUAGCUCAAGCCAGGAGUUCUGAUGGUCACACAUUGGUCUUUGCCAUGCUUCUACUGCUUCAUCUUAUGCAAGAACCUGUUCUGCUGUUCUUACUAAUUUGAAAAAUGUAAAAUAUAUGUAAAUAUGUAUACAAAAUUAAACAAAAACAUAAAACAAAGAAAAGAACAAGGUAGGGGAAAUGGGGAGACAUGCUUAGUUGAAUGCUUCUAGCUGAAGACAGUCACCUUAAGCUGUGGUUAAAGCUAAGGACUAGAGGAGGAGCAGGGUUUGGAGGAGGAAAGAUUUAUGAUGAUCUUAGUGCUCUGCUAAGAGGCCUCGGGCUAAUAUGAAGUUGGUGUGGACAAUUAACCUCUGUGGUUCUGUUCUUUACCGUUUUGUCAUCUGGAAUUUCGAAUUUUACUGUGUCAUGUAAAUAUUUAUAGGAGUUGAGUGAGAAAAUCUAUUAAACAGGGGGAGAAAAAAAAGGGGCAUAAGUGGGUGUGUGCAAAUUCUUUGAUGUAAAUAUGGUUGUACAUAUGAAGCUCAGGUCACUGCUGAACCUUAUUGUCAUUGUGAAUAAUAGUUUCUUUGUAAAUAGCAUAAAGUGAGUAAUAGCGUCUUUGUAAAUAACCUAAAA
Molecule: messenger RNA, 2211 nt
Organism: Malania oleifera
Lineage: Eukaryota; Viridiplantae; Streptophyta; Magnoliopsida; Santalales; Ximeniaceae
Exons: 3
Coding region: 1090-1617 (175 amino acids)
Source: RefSeq, a predicted model, not a curated record